AUGAAAAGCGUCAAGGGGGUUGAUGAUUUACCGCGGCGAUUGAUGUCGGGUUCAGCUGAAACAAAUGGAUUGAUUCUUGAAAGUGAUUUGCUGCACGCUACAGAAUUAUCGAAAAUUACCAAAGGCAGCCGGUCCAGGUUCGAGAAAUUCGUGAUGCCGUGCAGAAAGUUCUGCUACUAUCGAGAACAACGAUUGGCCGAGGACCAAUGGGAAUGGUCAACGCGAGCGUUGGAGAUCUUCAUAAGAGCUCAUCGUUUGCUAAAAAGUUUUAUGGACUUCUACAACAAGUUCCACGCGGGCAAAUGCUGCGGCAUAAAUUACGACGCGGUCCCUUUGCACGGAGCACUGGACAUUGUGGCCACGGCAAUGGCAUCAAUAAUCUGCGGAAACGUGCUAAAAAAGGGACCUCAACAGCCUGGAAUGUUUCGUGAUAUGUUCCCUUGCGCUCGCUGUCAAGAUACGCCGGUGUUCCCGGAAGACAUUAUCCGAAAAGUAGUGGACGUAAUUCUGGCGUGUUUGCAAAGAUGCUGCGCCAUCGAAGACAUAGUACGUCACAUAAAGAAUGUCUUAUGCAGUUUGGAGAGUUUAGGCAUGUCGAAGAAAUUUCGAAUGUUGUCUCUCCUUUUGAAAGAAAUAAUGAAGAAGCUGAUUUGCUCCUGCCAACUUACUCUGGAAGAACCGUUCGCCAAUACGCAAGCAAAACUGACGCUAAAUCUCGCGAAUAAUUUCAUUCGUGAUUGGAGUGAAAAGAGGUGUGGGACACGACCCUGUCUGAAGAUAUGCCGGUUUUGCGAUCGUGUUGUCAGUGAGACCAGUCGACAGUGGAACGCCACUAGAGACGAGGCGAUCGAUUGGAGGGCAAAGUCAAAGUCGCCGACGAGAGGCGAACAGUUCGACGACGAUUUAAGAACGCACGUUUCCGCGGAAGUGUCUCGAGCCGUAGGUGAGACAGAUUAUGACGACAGAGAUGCGAGACUCGACGAACAUAAGGAGAACGCGAGGGAAAGUGCCGAUCGAACAAUGGUGCAUCGAUCUGUCCGCGAGGUAAGUGAGACACGUCGCGCGGAAGCUGGAGCAUCCUCGAGGAAAACAGAGGUAGAAAGAUACGACGAGUCGGCCCGGGAAAGGGAUAAAUUUGACAGAGUCGAGGGCAGGGAUUUAACAAAGACGGCAGCUCGUGCGCCGGCGGAUGGAAAGACGAGAGGAAAAAUAAAGAGGAGCCGCGAUAUCGACAGAACCGGCGAGUAUCCUAUCACGCUAGAUGGACGGGAGAAACGUGACGAUGUCCCGUAUAAAAGUAAGCUCGACAAGAUCCGUGGAUCGCGCGGUUUACGUGACACGAACGAUGAACGAGCGGCGGCCGGAAAAAUGAGGAAAAUUAAAAGGGACGUGAAAUAUUCGAGCUCGGGCCCGAUGAAACAUACGGAAUUCUCGAGAUUCGCCAGAAAUCGAACGGAAGAACAAAGGGAAAUUACGUCGGUGAUGACUUCGGAGAGAUCGCCGAAAGGGAAGACGGCAAUCACCGGAAGGAAACUGAGAAAAUUGUACAGAGAUACACCGGAAGGAAAUGAACCGGAGAAACACGUUGAAAGAACAACCGAUACGGAUAUCGACGAGAAAAUAAGCGGUCGAGGACGUAAGAUGAAUCCACGAAAGAAAGAAGACGAGGAGAUGGACGAAAUGGCGGAUAUAAACGAGAGUAAAGUGGCUGGUAGACAAAAGAGGAAGAAGAAGGCAGAUGCAUUUGAUAGUGGAAGAAAGGUGUCUUAUAGGUUUGAUGAAGAAGGAAAAGUUCUUAAACGUGAUGGAAAGAGGAAAAGUCGCUCGAGCAAGGGAGAAGAAGAAACAGAGUCUGACUUAACGAAGAAACAUAGAAACGUUAAGCGUGGCAUAAGCAGCGCCGAAGAUAAAUCAACUCUGGAUUCGGAGAGCAAGGAGGAGAGACGACUUGAUUCCAGUGGAACGGGCGACGAUCAUAGCAAGACAAAUGGAUCUCGUUACCGCAAAAGAAAGACGACACCUGGGAAAUUCAACGAUAUCCAAAUCGACGAUCGAAGCUCGAUCGAGUACCAAUUAUCGAACGAGCACUUCGUGAGGCUCGGCUGGACCGUGCUCCCAGUUGCCAAAAUCAUGAGGAAAAUUAUCCAGUUCAAAAAACAUAAACUCAAUGGAAGAAUGUAUUACGACGAUGGAACUCGUAUCUUUGUCAAUUUUCACACUGAUAGGUCAGCAGAAGUAUUUUAUCCGAAUGGAGUGGUGGCCAUUAAACUUCAGAGGCCGCAAAAUCGAAAAUAUGAUAUGUAUACUGUGUUCAGCCCAGGGGGCAAAGAUUGCAUCGGAGUGGAGAGAGGCUCGCAAAUUGUCGCUGUGUUCGACACGAUGGGAAACGGCGCUGUCCUCGACGAGGACGGUGCAACGAGGCUGUCGUACAAUCAGAUUGGAGGAAUUUAUAGGGAUAAUCCGACGGGAGUGGCGCGGACGUGGAUGUGGGACAUCUGCCAAGACCAAGAAUCGAUAAUCAAGGCUACGUGCACGUACGAAAUAUACGUGUGCGACACAUAAUGCGUUCAGUUCUGACAGUGUCAAAGCAUCGACGUCGCCGGUGAGUCCGCGAAAUAAGGAGAAGAAGGUCGAGGAACUGAAACCUGUUGUUCAGGAGUACGACGACGACGAAGAGGUUGAGUCCGGAAAUUAUCUCGACGAUACUUAUCAUUUGAAGCCGAUCCACUUGAUAAUAAACGACUAUAUUAGCUUAAAAAUUAUCAAUCGAAGAAACAUUACUCUCCAGUUUUUCGGCAACAGGAGAAUUAUC
Molecule: messenger RNA, 2812 nt
Organism: Heterotrigona itama
Lineage: Eukaryota; Metazoa; Arthropoda; Insecta; Hymenoptera; Apidae
Source: the annotation of a GenBank genome assembly